CCAUGCAUGAUAUAUAUAUACACAUCAUGAAGAUGUAUGUACACGCAUGUGAAUGGGCUAUAAACUAACACCAAUAAACGGAGGCAAGAGAAGAGAAGAGGUCUCUGCCUUGACUGCCCUCUUAAAAACCUACUAGAUCAAAUAGAUCACCCCAUCUUGUCUCUCUCUCUCUUUCUCUUUCUAUUUCUCUUUCUCUCUCUUUUGCACAUAUUUGCACCUUUCUUUCACAACUCAUAAUCAAAGAAAGAAAUAGAAAAGCAGAUCCAAGGUGGUUGUUAAGCUGUCAUUCCAUCAAUCAAUCAAUCAAUCAAACAAGACCAAUCAUCAAUCAGUUUUUCUAUCUUUCUUUCUCUCUUUCUAGUCUUUCCUAUUAUUUUUUUUCUUUAUAAAAGAAAAAAGGAAUCGAAUCCAAAAAAAAAUGUCAUCUUCUUCUGCUUCAACAUUGCCGCAGCUGGACCACCUCUCUUCCUCCGAGCAGCUCUGUUAUGUCCAUUGCAACAUAUGCGAUACAGUCCUUGCGGUGAGUGUUCCUUGCAGCAGUUUGUUUAAGAGUGUAACACUGACUGUGAGAUGUGGUCACUGCACCAAUCUGCUUCCGGUGAACAUGUGUGGCUUGCUUUUGCCUUCGGCUAAUCAGUUCCAUCUGGGCCACUCUUUCUUCAACCCUUCUCACCAUAAUCUGCUGGAAGAGAUACCAAACUCAGCCCCAAACUUUCUGAUGAAUCAAUCAAGCAUGGCUGACUUUGCAGUCCCACCUAGAGUGAAUACUCGUCAUGAUCAUCAUCAUCAUCAUCAUCAUGAACUUUCAAGGCCUCCCGUUAUUAACCGACCCCCGGAGAAGAGACAGAGAGUUCCCUCCGCAUACAAUCGUUUCAUCAAGGACGAGAUCCAACGCAUCAAGUCUGUAAACCCUGAUAUUUCUCACAGAGAAGCCUUCAGUGCAGCUGCUAAGAAUUGGGCUCACUUUCCACACAUUCACUUUGGUCUCAUGCCUGAUCAGACUGGGAAGAAGACAAAUGUUCGCCAGCAGGAAGGAGAUGAUGUUCUGAUGAAAGAUGGGUUUUUCGCAUCAGCCAAUCAUGUUGGUGUUUCCCCUUACUAAUGACAUAACGAUCGAUCGACCAAGCAUAUAUAUAUGGAGAUCUAGUUACAAGAAGACUAUAUUUCUUGGUGACCCACCAUAUAUAUAUAUAUAUAUAUAUAUAAUGGUACGUAGUAAUUAGUAGUACGUAGAAGGCUUUUUAAUUUAAUGUCGAUACCACCAUGUCUACUAAAAUAUCAUGUACUUUUCUCUCUUUCUCCUUUCUUAGAUUCCGCCAAAAAAAAAAUGUUUAUUAAGGCCCUUUGUGGUUAAAAAGUACUACUUGUCUAAUCUUAUGCUAAUUAUAAGCUAUGACAACGCUCACUAUAUAUAUAUUUAUAUAAUGCUGAUAAAUUAACUAGCUCUUUAUUUAUA
This is a messenger RNA of Humulus lupulus (European hop), 1456 nucleotides long. RefSeq names its product axial regulator YABBY 3-like. The record is from RefSeq and is a predicted model, not a curated record. Gene Ontology annotation, biological process: regulation of leaf development; fruit development; polarity specification of adaxial/abaxial axis. The coding region runs from base 419 to 1102 and encodes 227 amino acids. Gene Ontology annotation, cellular component: nucleus. The transcript is spliced from 7 exons. Lineage: Eukaryota; Viridiplantae; Streptophyta; Magnoliopsida; Rosales; Cannabaceae.